Molecule: messenger RNA, 917 nt
Organism: Hevea brasiliensis (rubber tree)
Lineage: Eukaryota; Viridiplantae; Streptophyta; Magnoliopsida; Malpighiales; Euphorbiaceae
Product: photosystem I reaction center subunit XI, chloroplastic
Exons: 2
Coding region: 144-797 (217 amino acids)
Biological process (GO): photosynthesis
Cellular component (GO): chloroplast thylakoid membrane; photosystem I; photosystem I reaction center
Source: RefSeq, a predicted model, not a curated record
AUUCACGUUCACCCAAUAAAAAAGGUAGAAGCUUGACACCUCAUCAAGUCAUCAACUACACCCACAAGUUUGGAAGCAAUAGAAAAGAUAACUCAUUUACAUAUUUGUAGAGUCCCCUGUGGAGGGUUCUUUACCAAAAAGCAAUGAAAAUGGCUGCUGCUACUGCUUCUCUCAAGAGCAGCUUUGCCUCUUCUGUAACAAUAAGGUCCCUGUUUAUUCCCAGAGGCAUCUCUGGAGCUCCAUUCAGAGUCUCACCCACCAAGAGAACUUCUUCCUUCACUGUCAAGGCCAUUCAGUCUGAGAAGCCAACUUUUCAAGUGGUUGAACCAAUCAAUGGAGAUCCCUUCAUUGGAAGCUUAGAGACACCAGUAACAUCAAGCCCAUUGAUAGCCUGGUACCUCUCCAACUUACCAGCUUACAGGACAGCAGUAAGCCCACUGCUCCGGGGGAUAGAGGUCGGGCUAGCCCAUGGGCUACUGUUGGUAGGCCCAUUUGUAAAGGCAGGGCCACUUAGGAACACUGAGUAUGCAGGAGCAGCAGGAUCAUUGGCAGCAGGAGGGCUAGUUGUGAUCCUGAGCAUAUGCUUGACAAUGUAUGGAAUAGCUUCAUUCAGUGAAGGAGAGGCAUCAACUGCACCAAGCCUCACCUUGACUGGAAGGAAGAAGGAGCCUGACCAGCUUCAGACUGCUGAUGGAUGGGCUAAGUUCAGUGGAGGGUUCUUCUUUGGUGGAAUUUCUGGUGUCAUUUGGGCUUACUUUCUUCUCUAUGUCCUCAACCUCCCUUACUUUGUUAAGUAGAGGGUUUUCAAUAGUUUUGUUUAUGUGAAUUGUCUCUCUCUCAAUCUCUCUGUCAAUGUAUAUCAUCUGCCUGUCUGGCUUUAGACAUUUGCAAAUGAAAACUGCUUAUCUGUUUCUCUA